AUGAAAGGUCUCAUGGAUUUUGAGCAAAUAUUAGAAAGUAAGGUCACUGAAACGCAGAAAUAAUUGGAAAUCGCGCUCUAUUGCUCGAAACGCAGUCAUUCUUCCAUUAUUCCGAAAUUCUAGGCGUGAGACCGGACAAAAACCCGCAAAAUUCAAGCUUUCAUCGAAAAAUUGGUCUAAAAUCGAUGUUUUCUGGACCUUUUGUGCGUAAAAACCCGAGUGUUCCCCCUCAAUUUUGACACCGUCUCUCCACUAACAGUAAUUUGGACCGGUUCUUUCAACUCAAAUCGAAUCAAAUCAACAGAGGAAGAUGAAAUGAAAUGGUUGUUGUUGGUUUUUUGAACAUGUUUGUGUGUCCGGCUGCCGGUCGACGGGGCGGCAGCAUUUUGUGUAAAAAGAAGAAUGAUGUGGGUGAUAAGAGAAAGAGGGGAAAAAGAAGAAGAAGGGCGGCCAAUUCGAACGAUUUCCCACUUUUCAGCACAACUUUCGCUUCGUCAUGUCCAUCCCGACCGCCUGUAUUCCGCCGGAAACAUUCUGAAUGCGUCUGUCGUCAGGUUCGGUGUCCACAGUAACCUGCUAAUGAUCUGCGAGGCCGCAAAACUUAUUGACAAUUGGGCUCUGUUUCAUUUCCUUCUGCACACGAAAAAAAACAAACAGAAUGCUCAAUUGUGUGUGGUUUUGCACGUUCUUUUCUUCCUCGUCGUCGUUAUUAUCCCGUCAAAAAGUGAAAACGAAAAGAAAGAUGGGCGGUCGGGAACGGCCGAGAGAGAUGGAGAAAAAAAGAGAGACCGCCCACGUUCUUUCUUCUAUUCAUUUUUGUUCUCUUUUCUUCCAAAUCCGAUGAAUAACACGGAUUUAGCUCUUCGUAUAGCUAUGCGCCAUUGAACAGAAUUUUUGAAUUAUGCGCCAGAGAUGCGCGAAAUUCCGCUUUUCGAAGAGUAUUCUUUUAAAAUUUCGCACUACGCAUUCCGCGAACUUAGGUAUUUAAAUGUUCAGUUCCACGGAUCUCUGAUAAGCGUCUUCAAACUGUUUUCGUGGCGAGAACCGCAACAGAUUUUUUUGAAAGGCGCCUUUAAACGUUGAAUGCUCGGUCCUUCAAUUUGAAUUCCAGUAAUUUUUCACGUGCCCCUCUCUCCCAAUUUCCUUAUCAAUUCUCGCAAUCGCUCGGUAUUUUGCCACGUGUCAAAGUCAAUUUGAGCGUUUCCAUCGCACAAGUCGCCCAUUCCCCGAGACUAAUCACUUUCUCUCUGGUCGUCGACUUCUUCUCACUCGAGAUGGCAUCGCAAUUUCUCCGCUCCACCAACUCGCGUUACGUCGCCGGUGUGCUCGCCGCUCUCGGAGCCGGCUCGGCCGUCUACACGCUCACUCCGCAGGUAAUCCGAAAUCCCAAUAAUCUCUUUAGUCUUAUUUCACCCGUUUUCAGCAAGUGUCCGCCAAGUCCGAAGUCGACGCGGCGACAAUCAAAAAGAUCGAGGAGGCGUACGCGAAACUGAACGGACCGGAAGGCGCCAAAUGCAAGUCGUUGCUCAAGAAGCAUCUGACGAAGGACGUCGUCGAGAAGCUGAAGACGAAGCGCACGAAGCUCGGCGCCACGCUGUACGACUGCAUCCGCUCGGGAGUCUACAACCUUGACGCGGGAGUCGGAGUCUACGCGCCGGACGCCGAGGCCUACACGCUCUUCGCGCCGCUCUUCGACAAAAUCAUCGAGGACUACCACGGAUUCAGUCCGAAACAAAAGCAGCCGCCCGUGGACCUGGGCGAGGGAAAGACGAAGGAGUUCCCGCCGCUGGACCCCAAAGGCAAGUACAUCAAGUCGACGAGAAUCCGGUGCGGACGCUCGCUCAAAGGCUAUCCGUUCAACCCGUGCCUCACGCAAGACAACUACCUCGAGAUGGAGGGCAAGGUGAAGAAGGCGUUCGCCGAGUACUCGGACAAGGAGCUCAAGGGCAAAUACUACCCGCUGGACGGAAUGAGCAAGGACACGCAGAAGCAGCUGAUUGCGGAUCACUUCCUGUUCAAGGAGGGCGAUCGUCAUUUGCAGUACGCGAACGCGUGCAACUUCUGGCCCAAGGGACGCGGCAUCUUCCACAACAACGACAAGACGUUCCUGAUCUGGGUGAACGAGGAGGACCACAUGCGGAUCAUCUCGAUGCAGGAGGGAUCGGAUGUCGGAAAAGUGCUCGACCGGCUCAUCAAGGGAGUGCGUGGCAUUGAGAAGCAGGUAAGGAAGGCAUUGGGGAAGAGGACCGACUGAUUUCCAAUUCCAGGUUCCGUUCUCUCGCGACGAACGUCUCGGCUGGCUCACUUUCUGCCCCACGAACCUCGGCUCGACGGUCCGCGCCUCUGUGCAUAUUGCUCUUCCGAAACUGGCUGCCCGCAAGGACUUUAUCCAAAUCUGCGAGAAGCUGAACCUCCAAGUGCGAGGAAUCCACGGCGAACACUCGGAGUCUGUCGGUGGCGUGUAUGACAUUUCCAACAAAGUAAGUAAACACGUUCACUUUUUUUUUUUUGAACAAACACUAGUACUUGAUGCGUUCAGGCUCGUCUCGGACUCUCGGAAUAUCAGGCGGUGAAGCAGAUGUACGACGGCGUGAAGAAGCUCAUUGAGCUGGAGGAGAAGGAGAAGUAG
Messenger RNA from Caenorhabditis sp. 36 PRJEB53466, 2629 nucleotides. The record is from the annotation of a GenBank genome assembly. Lineage: Eukaryota; Metazoa; Nematoda; Chromadorea; Rhabditida; Rhabditidae.